Molecule: messenger RNA, 3537 nt
Organism: Hyla sarda
Lineage: Eukaryota; Metazoa; Chordata; Amphibia; Anura; Hylidae
Gene: ADCY5
Product: adenylate cyclase 5
Exons: 24
Coding region: 1-2937 (978 amino acids)
Biological process (GO): adenylate cyclase-activating G protein-coupled receptor signaling pathway; cAMP biosynthetic process; intracellular signal transduction
Cellular component (GO): plasma membrane
Molecular function (GO): adenylate cyclase activity
Source: RefSeq, a predicted model, not a curated record
AUGAAUUAUCGCGGCUCUGUCUGGCAGACGUUUCACGUGAGAAGUAAAGAUGGCCGCAAACCAUUAGGACCUCGACUCCACCUGGGGAUUCCCAAUUCGAUCAGAGAUGGAGAUCCAGAUGAAUACAAGGAGCUCAGGGCAGACAUCCAAAAAAAAACAAAAAACUCUCUUUGUGUCUCCUUGUCGCCCUUUUUAUAUCGAGAACCGUCGCUUAGUUCUGUAGACGGAGGGUCCGUGUGGGCUCUGCUGUGCGGUGUGCAGCUUUGUGUGGAUUCUGCAGAAUGUGAUGUGGUGUCCAAUGUCCUCAUUUUCUUGUGCACAAAUAUUGUUGGUGUUUGCACGCACUAUCCGGCGGAGGUGUCCCAGAGACAAGCGUUCCAGGAGACCAGGGAAUGUAUCCAGGCGCGACUCCACUCGCAGCGCGAGAACCAGCAGCAGGAACGGCUCCUGCUGUCUGUCCUGCCGCGGCAUGUUGCUAUGGAGAUGAAGGCCGAUAUCAACGCCAAGCAGGAAGAUAUGAUGUUCCACAAAAUCUAUAUACAGAAGCACGACAACGUGAGCAUCCUCUUUGCUGACAUCGAAGGGUUCACCAGUCUGGCCUCCCAGUGCACGGCGCAGGAACUGGUCAUGACGCUGAACGAACUGUUCGCCCGAUUUGACAAGUUGGCGGCGGAGAACCAUUGCCUGCGGAUCAAGAUUCUAGGUGACUGCUAUUACUGUGUGUCGGGGCUGCCGGAAGCUCGCGCCGACCACGCGCACUGCUGUGUGGAGAUGGGUCUGGAUAUGAUCGAAGCGAUCUCGCUGGUGCGGGAAGUGACAGGUGUCAACGUGAACAUGCGGGUUGGGAUCCACAGCGGGCGCGUGCACUGCGGGGUCCUGGGGCUGCGGAAGUGGCAGUUCGACGUGUGGUCCAAUGACGUCACCCUGGCCAAUCACAUGGAAGCGGGAGGCAAAGCCGGCCGUAUUCACAUCACGAAGGCGACUCUGAAUUACUUGAACGGAGAUUACGAAGUGGAGCCCGGGGCCGGCGGAGAGCGCAACCCGUAUCUGAAGAAGCACAAUAUUGAGACCUUCCUCAUCGUCCGCUGCAGCCAGAAGAGGAAAGAAGAAAAGGCGAUGAUCGCGAAGAUGAACCGUCAGAGGGCGAACUCCCUGGGGCACAACACCGCCCCCUGGGGGAUGGAGCGCAACUUCUACAACCACCUGGGGAACAACCAAGUAUCUAAGGAGAUGAAGAGGAUGGGAUUUGAAGAUCCAAAAGACAAGAACAUUCAGGAGAACAUGAACCCUGAGGAUGAAGUGGACGAGUUUUUGGGACGCGCCAUCGAUGCCCGGAGCAUUGACCGCCUGCGCUCAGAACACGUCCGCAAAAUUCUGCUCACUUUCCGUGAACCCGACCUGGAGAAGAAGUACUCCAAGCAGGUGGACGAUCGGUUCGGAGCGUACGUGGCGUGCGCGUUUAUCGUCUUCCUCUUCGUUUGUUUCGUGCAGAUCAUCAUUGUUCCUCACUCCACCUUCAUGCUGGGCUUCUAUCUCUCCUGCUUCCUCAUCCUGCUCAUUGUGCUCAUCGUCUCCCUGAUCUACUCCUGUAUCAAGCUCUGUCCAUCUCCGCUCCAGACGUUGGCUAAAAAGAUCGUCCAGUCCCGGAUUAACAGCACCGCGGUGGGAAUCUUCACCAUAAUCCUGGUCUUCCUCUCUUCAUUUGUUAACAUGUUCACGUGCAGUAAUAUGGACCUGCGGAGCUGCCUCUCUGCUGAGUACAAUGUCCCCCUUCACAAUGUCACCCCGUGUCUGGUCAGGUGCUCCGAUCUUAACUACAGCCUGACCACUGAGAACGGGUUCUGUGGGGACCCGGCCCCCAACUGCAACUUCCCGGAGUAUUUCACCUCCUGUAUCCUGCUCAGCCUCCUCGCCUGCUCCGUCUUUCUCCAGAUCAGCAGCAUCGGGAAACUCAUCCUAAUGCUGAUCAUUGACUUUGUCUACGUCAUUAUCCUGGAGAUCCCGCAGGUGGCGCUCUUUGACAAUGCAGAUCUGCUGGUGGCAGCCAAUGGGAUUGAUUUAUCCAACUCCACAAUGAACUGCACGGAUGGCGCCCCCCGGGUCACCCUGAAGAUCGCCACCCCCGUUAUCAUCAGUGUCUUCGUGCUGGCGCUCUACCUCCACGCUCAGCAGGUGGAGUCCACGGCCCGGCUGGACUUUCUGUGGAAGCUUCAGGCCACUGAGGAGAAGGAGGAGAUGGAGGAGCUCCAGGCCUAUAACCGCCGUCUCCUGCACAACAUUCUCCCUAAGGACGUGGCGGCGCACUUCCUGGCGCGGGAGAGACGCAACGACGAGCUGUACUAUCAGUCCUGCGAGUGCGUGGCCGUCAUGUUCGCUUCCAUCAGUAACUUCUCCGAAUUCUACGUAGAACUCGAGGCCAACAAUGAAGGCGUGGAGUGUCUGCGGCUCCUCAAUGAGAUCAUCGCCGACUUCGACGAGAUAAUCAGCGAGGACGAGUUCCGUCAGCUGGAGAAGAUAAAGACGAUCGGCAGCACCUACAUGGCGGCCUCAGGGCUGAACGACACCACCUACGACAAGGUCGGGAAGUCGCACAUCAAGGCGCUGGCGGAUUAUGCAAUGAGGCUGAUGGAUCAGAUGAAGUACAUCAAUGAGCACUCCUUCAACAACUUCCAGAUGAAGAUCGGACUCAACAUCGGACCUGUGGUCGCCGGCGUCAUAGGAGCUCGUAAACCGCAGUACGAUAUUUGGGGGAACACUGUAAACGUGGCGAGUCGCAUGGACAGCACUGGGGUCCCCGAGCGGAUUCAGGUGACGGCGGAUCUGCAGCAGGUCCUGGCCGCCUGUAACUACUCGCUGGAGUGCCGAGGGGUGGUCAAGGUGAAGGGCAAAGGGGAGAUGACCACCUAUUUUCUAAAUCAAGGACCCUCCAGCAGCUAGCGAGGCGGGAGAAGCUCGAGCUACCACCGUGCACUGAUACACGUCCGACAUAACCCGCCGGCGAGGAGCCAACGCGGCUGCUGAGCCGCCACACAAACCGGGAGCUCCAGUGCGGCUGACGGGUGUUUGACCAAAGAUCACACGGACUCCUGGGGGAGACGGGAAGGAGACGAGCGGAGGGCGGAAUAUUUAUUGAAAACGACUCAUUGAUUUCCUCUAUGAAGGAAGGAAUGUAUUACGGUACCAGACCGACGGCAAUGUACAUGGAUCGCUAGGACCGAAACGCGUCAGAACCGUCCUGUGGCCUUUUUUUUUCCUUGUGACCAGACCAGAGCCCACCCCAUGGGAUCCCCGAAACCCAAUACUGAUGGAUGAGGGGGCAGGAAACCGAUAUCUCCAUAUUUAUUAAUAGAGCUGGGAAGAUUCUGGUUACACGUAAACGUAAAGUGAACCCGUCGCCUGUCUCCGGCCGAGGGGGCCAUUUAUAGAGGGUUGAAAGAUUACUGCAUACAACAGUGUUCCCCAAACAGGGUGCUUCCAGCUGUUGCAAAAUUACAACUCCCAACAUGCCCGGACAGCUAGAGGCUGUCCAGGCAUGCU